AAACAUCUCGUUGGCCUCACUUCAGAAAACAGUUGAGGAUUUUCACGUGCCUUGCCGUUAACUUGUCCACUCGUCAGCCCGAGUCUGCUAGCAACCGUCAGUCUCUCCUUUUCCACUUUUUCAAGUUAGGCGGGAGGCGUGCGGUGGUCCUAGACAGAUAAUUUUACUUCAGCACUUCCCUCUCUUGUAAGAAGUUCUAGCAAGCCACAUACGAAAGGUCUUCGUGCAUAGCUUUACGCCUUUUUUUAAUAUCGUCCUGCAACGUUACUUUCAGCCGCUCGAGAAACAGCCGGACACCCUCUUCCUUGGAUAGUCUCAAUUCCCGCCUACACCCUGUGUCAUAUCCCCCCUCUUCGUCCUCGCCGUUUUAAGUACAGCCUUGUCUAACACAUAGUUCUUCCGAAGUCUUUUGCUACUUCCGUAGCUCUUCGGAAAUCUUAGCCAGGUAGUUAUCAACCAACUGUGACCGUCAGUUGCGCCUGAGUUGGCGCGAAAAUGGCGGCUGUUGAUUGGCUACGGCAUGAGUCCGCCUUUCGGCGGCCUCCCGCUCCUUCCAGUCCCUCGCCGCGCGUCUCCUACCCGCAAGAAUUCAUCUGCCCGCUCUCCAACGAGGUGAUGCGCGACCCCGUUAUAAUCAGCUCCGGUAAAAGCUUCGAGCGCGUCUACAUCGAGCGCUGGUUCGCGCAAGGAAGAGCCACGUGUCCCAAAACCGGCCUGCCGCUCGCGCACCAGAUGCUCACUCCCAACGACGCGCUUCAAAAGCUCAUCUCUGAUUGGUGUAAAUCUCACAUGAUCACUCUCAAGCCGCUCCGUCCAUCGAGCCCGCUGACGUCAGCCGGGGACAACUCGCGCGACCCGUCAGUUCCGCCGUCCCCCGCUUCCGGAGAGACGUUUGAUCUCGCGAAGGCUCGGGCAGCAGCAGCAGCGGAUCGCGCAGCCGCAGGUUCCGCCGGGAGUUCCGCCGCAGCCGCCGCCGCAGGAGUCGGCUCCGCGUCGUCAAGAAUCUCCCCGCAGUCGGUGCUAGAGCGGCGUCACUCUCUGCAGUCUGAUAGGGACGGCGGUUCGUCUACGAGCGGCUCGGCUUCAGGAGGCUCGGGCCCUGCCGCAGUAGAGACGCCUAAGAAACCGGCGACUUCCGCCGCCUCUGCCGUUUCCGCCGCAUCCAACAUGCCACCAGCCAUUCCGAAGCAUCUCCGGCCAAACGCGAACGACGGGCCCCUCGAACGGACGAUGUCGCCUCGCAGGCGGGGCGACCAGUCGCCUGCGACUCCGUGCAACAACUCGGCGAGCCCGAAGGUGCUGUCGCGGAAUCGCAGCGACCCGUGGGCGGCGUCCAACGACGAGGACGCGAAGAACGACGAAGCGCUCGGGUCGUUUCUGGCGGGAAACGUGGCGGGGGCGAGGUCUCAGCGUCAGGGCUCGCGCCGCGGAGCCGCGUCGCCGGAAGAGGUGGUGCCGUAUUCGAAGCAGAUCCUAAGCUCGACGCCGACUCGGCGAAGCAGGCGCACGAGCGAGCAGGGCUCAGUCACUGAAAUGCGACCGUUGAUCGACGCCCUAAGAACCGGCGACGUCGCACAGCGUCGCGAGGCGGUCCAUGCGAUGAGGCUCGCGCUGAAGGAGGCGCCGGAGAAUCGCACGCGACUGGUCGCCGCGGGCGGCAUCCGACCGUUGAUGCAGAUGCUGCUGUCAACGGACGGUCCGAUCGUCGAGCAAGCGUCGGCGGCGACGCUGUACCUCUCCCUCCAGUGGGACGGCGCCAUGGAAGUAGUGUCCGCCGGCGGCGUUAGGAACCUCGUCGAGGUUGUAAAGACAUCGCGCGGCGGAUUGUGCUUGACCCCGAGGGGGGCUAAUGUCGGAACCCCCGAUACAAGCAACGGUUUGUUGCUGAGCCCCGGACCUGGAGGGGCGUUCGAGGCAACGGAGGUCGCGAAAUCGAACGCUGCGGCGGCGCUGUUCGCGCUAUCGAACGCGGAGGAGAACAAGAAGGUUGUCUGGUCGGCUGGUGCUGUUCCGCCGCUGAUUAAUCUCCUCCGAAAGGCGACGUGCAUGCGGACCAAAAAAGAUUGCUGCCUCGCGCUUUACAACCUGGCUUUGUUUCCGAAAGCUGCGGAAGACGCGAUUAAGCACGGGCUGGUUCGGCAGGUUUUUGCGCUGCUGGAAGGGGAGGAAGAGCCGGGAGUGGAGGAAAAAGCGGCGGUGCUUCUUUGCGCGUUAGCUAAAUACCCGCAGGGUAUCUACGCGCUGAAAAAAGAGGAGGAGGUGGAAUUUACCCUGAUUGGGGUAAUGGAAUCUGGGUCAGAAAAAGCGGCGGAGCUUUCGGCGGGGACGCUACUUUCAUUGGCGAAAGCCGAUGGCGAAGAGGCGAUGAGUGAAAUGCUCGGCGAAGGCUGCUUGCCGCCGUUGGUGAAACUCGCGGGGAACAGCAAGCCCGGUUCGGAUUCGCGAGCGUUGCUGGCGAUGCUUCGCGAGUUCGCCCAGAUCAGGUCGGGAAACAGUAGCAGUGUAGCUGGCAGCCAGCCUGGCACGCCCAUGGCAGGGAGCAGGCCAACCACACCUCUGGGCCGCGGAAUGAGAUGACCGAUGGGCCGAGGAGCCGGGAGUGGGAGAAGCGGCAGGAUGCGGCACCAAGGGGUUGGGAAGGGUUGAGAGGACUGGGGCAGAAAAAAUGGGAAGGUUGAAGGCUUUCAUGUUUCACACAUGGAAGCAGGGUGAGGGAAGUUCGGAAAGGAGGUGCUGGAGCUUGGAUGUGAAGACUGCACCUGAGUUUCGGCCUGGAAUAGCUGCAUGGGACAAAUUAGGAGGGGAACAUGAGGGGUAAAGGGGGGGCAAAGGAGGGGGAAAGGAGAGGGGAAGGAGGGUACAAAGCUGGGUGGGGCAGGGAUUGCCUAGGAAUAAUUUCUGUUGCAAUGGUCAAGGGAAGAGGAAUUUAGCAGCCUGGGUGCAUUUCUGAUAUGAACCACAUUUGCUUUGAACUAUGCGCAGGGCAUCUCUCUAGCUAAAUUGCAGGGCUACUCUAAUCGUCAGUAAAUGUUAGAUUUUCAAUACAAUUUUCUUUCCUGG
Closterium sp. NIES-67 is the source of this 3060-nucleotide messenger RNA. The record is from the annotation of a GenBank genome assembly. NCBI's taxonomy places the organism in Eukaryota, Viridiplantae, Streptophyta, Zygnematophyceae, Desmidiales, Closteriaceae.